CUCAGAAGAAGAAUCGUUCUUAUCGGGUGAAAAUCGCAUUGCUCCGGAGCUUUCAGACACUGUCCAUAAGCUUCCUCUGCCUCUCAGCAACAUGUCGUCCACCGACAGUAGAGACCUGGGCCGGGCGCUGUGCAUCAUCACCGGGGCCUCCAGAGGCUUCGGCCGGGCUGCAGCGAGGGAGAUGUCCCGGCUGGUGAAGCCGCGGUCAGUGCUCGUCCUAGUGGCCCGCACCGGAGACGACCUGCGCUCUCUGCAGGCGGAGCUGGCCGAGUCUGAGGAGGGUCGAGCGGGCCUGGUGGCUGAGUGUGUGGUGGCAGACCUGGGGCAGACUGAGGGAGUGGAGAGCGUCGUCAGAGCCUCUAAAGAGUGUUUCUGUGAGGACAUAGAUCACAUCAUACUGGUCAACAACGCUGCCUCCCUGGGUGAUGUGUCUCGUUACGCCAAAAGCUUCACCAACAUGGCUGAGGUGAACUCCUACCUGUCUCUCAACGUCAGCUCCUGCCUGUGCCUCACCGCCAGCAUCCUGCAGGCGUUUCCGCAGCGUCCAGGUCUGCGACGCACUGUGAUCAACGUCUCCUCGCUGUGUGCCCUGAAGCCUUUCCGCUCCUGGGGGCUGUACUGCACCGGCAAGGCCGCCCGAGACAUGAUGUUCAAGGUGCUGGCAGAGGAGGAGCCGGACCUGCGGGUGCUCAGCUACUCCCCAGGACCUCUGGACACUGACAUGCUCAUGGAGGCCAGAACCAGAACCGCUGAUCCCACUCUCAGGAAGUCUUUUACAGACAUGUUCGCUCAGGGCCAGGUGCUCACCUGUGAGGAAUCCUGUGCCAAAAUGAUGAAGCUGCUGCUGGAUGACAACUACACCUCAGGAGACCACGUCGACAUCUACGACGUGUAGACACAACAGCGCCUGCAGCCAUCCAGCACCGGGACCACAUCACUUUAUGUGCCUUGAUUUUAAAUGUAUGUCUUCAACCUUUAGCUCUCUGUCGGUGAAGGAUCAAACCAAAGUUCAUCAAAUUUAUAGUAAAAACAUUCCAGACCGACUGUCAGUAACAUCGGUGUCUGCAGUGAUGGAGAAAAUAGAUCUAAACGUAGUAGAAGCUACGGGAUGUGAAGACACAUCUGUAGACAGAUGAGACAGAUCUCAGUAAACGUGUGUUGCUUUCAGCUGAUUCAUUCUGAGGUCAGAUCCAUGUGGUGGUGGUGGUGGUGGUGGUGCUGGUGGUGGUGGUAGUGCUGGUGUCUUCACUUUCUGCUGUCUUCUAAACACUUUCUAUGAAGGAGGAUGUCAUUUGUGGAUGAACUGCUGCUUCACUUCGGGUCCAGGACAUCAGUCAGGAUCACAAUGGUUUUGAGACAUGUCCACCAAAUUUACAACAUGACAUUCAUUCGUUCAUAAAUAAGAAAACCCAUCUUAGUUUAGGAUUGUUCUUAAAUUAAACACUAAUCCCUGGUUAUUAGCAGGAGGAGGAAACAGCCAUUAUUUAUUACUUUUGACAUUUCGCCUAAGAUAAUGACAGAAGACACACACACAGACAUUUCCACCGGGACCACAUUGUUAAAGGGUCCAGCAGAAACCAGAACUGUGAAAAGCUGUAACGAAAGUUACACAGGUAAGUUUUGAGAGACAAAACAAAACUACACCGUUUACCAUAAGGCCAGAGGUAAAGAGUACUGGAAGAUUGUUCUCAGGUAAAAGCCCUUAUACUUUAUAGUACUGUUACUCCGGUAGAAGUAAAACUACUUGUUAAAAUUGUCCUCAGAUCCUGCUGAAGGAUCACUGCCACACUUAUUCUGGCUCUGUCCAGGACCAGGUCAUUUCUGUUUUUACAUAUUUAAUUGGCUUUUUAAAUAAACAACGGACUAAGAUUAUAUAAUAAUAUAAUAUUAGUUUGUUCUGACAGGACGGGGCCGCUCCCUCCCAUGAGACCAGCUCUUACAGCAGCCAGAGCUACAGCUAAUAAUUAAUAUUAAUAAACUGGAAGUCUCUGUCGUCCCCAUGUUUAAACAGGAGGCUGAAUGAGAUGUUUUCUGUUGCUGAGAUGGAACAGAUUCAUUAUAUCAAACAGAAUUUACAUAAUGUUUUUCAGAAGGCGUGGAAGCCAUUUUUGACCCUGCUAUGUUUUUUUGAUUCUCCUGAUGGACGGGACAGUCUCGUAUCUCACCUCUUUGACAUUUGUUGAUACUUUGCUGUUGGGAUCUCUGGAUAUGAAUCCCUUGUCUUUUAUGCUGUUUUGUGUAAUUGUACUUGGUGUUUUAUGUCUAUUGUUUCUACUGUGUGUGUUUUUCUAAUGUAA
Messenger RNA from Seriola dumerili (greater amberjack), 2297 nucleotides. RefSeq names its product sepiapterin reductase-like (gene spra). NCBI's taxonomy places the organism in Eukaryota, Metazoa, Chordata, Actinopteri, Carangiformes, Carangidae. Gene Ontology annotation, biological process: tetrahydrobiopterin biosynthetic process. The transcript has 3 exons. Gene Ontology annotation, molecular function: sepiapterin reductase (NADP+) activity. The record is from RefSeq and is a predicted model, not a curated record. The coding region runs from base 92 to 895 and encodes 267 amino acids.